UUCAGUGACGCCUAGAGGCCGGUGACGUAGACCUCUGGAACUGGUGCACGGAAGGAGCAACAGUACAGGGGGAAUCUGUGACAACAUGCUCACAUGUUGCUUUACAUGUUGUCACAUUAACUUCCCAUAAGAUUACGUGAUCACAUGAAAACGUGUUUUCGGAACACUUUACGUGAUCAUGUGAAAUUAAUGUGGUUUUUCCGUAAGGGAAAUGUCAGCGCAUAGGUUGAACCAAGCGGGAAGCAAGGAUAUACGAUCUAUUAAGGUCAAGCUGGGAGUCCACAAUGUGCAGCAGGAGCAAGGUCAGGAAAGGCUUGUGAAACAGGCGUUUCUGCAUCCAAAUUAUGAUGAAGAAUAUAAUAAUGAUAUCAUGCUACUCAAGCUGGAGGAGAUUGCAGUUUUCACCGACCAUGUGAGACCCAUUGGCCUCCCGCUGACAAAAGAUGAGGAGGUGCCCAAGGACUGUCUGGUGUCAGGCUGGGGACACACUAUCAGGAAUGUAAAGCAAGGCUCCCCUGUGCUUCAGGACCUCAAUGUGACACUGGAUGAGAAUCAACUUUGCUCUGACAACCAUCAGGUCUGCUCAUCAGGACUAAAUGGACCUGCUCAGGGAGACUCUGGUGAUCCAUUAGUCUGUAAUGGUGUGGCUUAUGGGGUGGUGUCUACCAAGACUAGAAACAACACCUACAUCUACAUGCACAUCCCUGACUUCCUGGACUAGAUCAAUGACACCAUGAAGAAUUGAUAUGUCACUGACCAGAAACAUUUUGUUAAUUUGGUCAACCAGGUGCCUAGAACAUGACUGUGAUACUGUGAAGAAUCCUAAUGUGCUUAUCCUGCUUUCUGAUUGAUUUACCAGUGCUGGUUAAUGUCUUUGCCCAGAGCCGCCUCUUCCUAAUACUUUUUGUUUUCUUUCCCAGUGGAGUUCUCAACUUACUGAUGAGAGUUUGAAAAGUAGAAUACACAAGGUGCCAUUUCGAAAUUUGGUUGUGCAUCAGCAGUAAAAAAAAAAUCUCAGUCACUGACAGUCAUUCAAUUAACCCAUGCUAGCUAAACAAUUUGUAUUGCUAGGUAAGGUAGUCUAGCCAGCUAUCUAAACCUUGUAGAUGGCCUAAUCAUCACCAAAUUACCGAUCGGGCAUGCACCCAGGGGCCCUGACCUCUAGGGGCCCCCAUUGAUUUGUUAGUCACUCUCACACAGAUAUCACAUUUUUGAAUUUGUAUUUAUUAGGGAUCCCCAUUAGCUGUUGCCAAGGCAGCAGCUACUCUUCCUGGGGUCCAAACACAUUAAGGCACUUACAUCACACAAAACAAAAGAUAAAACAGUACUUCAUGUAACAUUAUUACACCACUACAUAUCUACAAUAUAAAAUGUAUAAUACCACCAUACAACAAUAUUACAACGUACAUGUGUGUAGAGUGCAUGUGCUAGUGCUAGUGUUUGUGUGUGUAUGCGUGUCUGUACCUGUGUAUCUCUUCACAAUACCUGCUGUUCCAAAAGGUGUAUUUUCCUCUUUAAAAGAAAAAUCUGAUUCUACUGCUUGCAUCAUUUACCUGAUGUGGAAUAGAGUUCCAUGUAGUCAUGGCUCUAUGUAGUACUGUGCGCCUCCCAUAGUUUGUUCUGUACUUUGAGACUGUGAAGAGACCUCAGGUGACAUGUCUUGUGGGGUAAGCAUGUGUGUCAGAGCUGUGUGCUAGUAGUUUAAACAGACAGCUCGGUGCAUUCAGCUUGUCAACACUUCUUACAAAAACAAGUAGUGAUGAAGUCAAUCUCUCCUCCACUUUGAUCCAUGAGAGAUUGAUAUGCAUAUGAUUCAUUCAUGUUAGCUCUCCGUGUACAUUUAAAGGCCAGCCGUGCUGCCCUAAUUGCAAUUUUCUUAAUUUUUCUUAAGGUCCAGGUGCGACAAAACUAGGGCCAGUAGGACCUGUGUUGUUAAGAAGGCAGAGCAGUGCUUUAUUAUGGACAGACUUCUCCCCAUUUUAGCCACAUGCUGUAUUAACAUGUUUUGACCAUGACAGUUUUACAAUCCAGGGUUACUCCAAGCAGUUAAGUCUCCUCAACUUGCUCAAUUUUCACAUUAUUCAUUACAAUAUUUUGUUCAAUGAUUUGUCCCAAAUACAAUACUUUUCAUUUUUGAAAUAUUUAGAAUUAACUUGUACCUUGCUACCAAUUCUGAUAUUAACCGCAGCUCUUUGUUUAGUGUUUUUAUAUCAGACAUUAAUAAUAAAUGAGACAUAAAACAUGUAGAAUUGCAGGAAAUUAGCCUUAUAUGCCCCUACAUGCACUAACAAUUGAAUCCUCUGAAUUUCCAUCUGUCAAACAAUGCUUUCAAAUCCUGUUCUGUGCUGCAGCAGUUUUAAAUCUUCAAUUAUUUACUGUGGGAUUAAACAGUAGAGUAGGGUGAUGUUAUUGGACACAUUUAUUUUGUGAAUAUCCAAGCAAACGGAUAAGAUGCGCUUUUAUCAAGCUGGCCCUUCACCAGUAAGGCAACAAUCAUAUAUCUGGUAAAAGGUUCAUUUCAUUGAGCAAUAAAUUGAAAAUAUAUAGUAAAAUACAUUGAACACACCAAAGAUCUUUGAGACAAGACUGCCCCCUUGUGCACAUCUGGAUAACAUACUGUCCAUGUAAAAUACAUUAAAACAGUCUGGAAUGG
Oncorhynchus kisutch (coho salmon) is the source of this 2653-nucleotide messenger RNA. Its product is annotated as kallikrein 1-related peptidase b9-like. Gene Ontology annotation, molecular function: serine-type endopeptidase activity. Gene Ontology annotation, biological process: proteolysis. Lineage: Eukaryota; Metazoa; Chordata; Actinopteri; Salmoniformes; Salmonidae. The transcript is spliced from 4 exons. The coding region runs from base 212 to 721 and encodes 169 amino acids. The record is from RefSeq and is a predicted model, not a curated record.